Schistosoma rodhaini is the source of this 5487-nucleotide messenger RNA. The record is from the annotation of a GenBank genome assembly. Lineage: Eukaryota; Metazoa; Platyhelminthes; Trematoda; Strigeidida; Schistosomatidae.
GUAUAGUGACAUUUAUGUCUAGUGAUUUUUUGUAACAACAAAUUAAAGGUCACAUAUUUUUCCUAGUUGUCACACUUUUUAUGUAAUCACACUCAUAUUCGAUAUUUAUUGUUUUUCUGUAUCAAUGGUAAAGAAACGAAUACUUUUGUUUGGUUAUAUAUAACACUUCUUCACUACCGCGCUUCUUAAAAUAUAAGCGUUGUAUCCGCCGUCUAUUCUUCUGCUUUAACGGCCACGGCCUUUGAUUGAAGAUUAUAAUAGUAUUAUAACAUCUUUUUAGACCAUUCCACACUACGUUGGUGUUUUGGCCCGGAUCAUUACUGAAUAAUACUACUGGAUCUAAUCUUCUCCAUUUUGCUGUUGGUGCCAUCACGUGCAGAGGAAUCUUUGUUAACCAAGUGAACUUAUUUGUGGUUGUUAUCUCAGAAAGCAGCUUACAAGUAACAUUCAUUUCAUAACACUGUUACCAUUUUGUUGCUCAAUAUACCUUUUUAUAAUUUAACUGUAAUUUGUUACCUUUUGCGUUAAUCAUAGACACACGCUUAGGUUCGUAGUGUUAAUUCUUUUGGUAUAUUGUUGGUAACGUUGCGAAUUGUUAUAUUUCAACUAAGCUCUUUUGCUGAGGUCCACCACAAAUCUGGUGAGCCCUUAUAUUUCUGUUUGGAACUGUAAUUUUGAGUUCACUUAUAAACAUUGCGGCGCUGAUUUUUCUCUUGGUAGUGAUUAUUUUUUGUAUAUUUGUAAUGUUUUCAUCCGAGUCUGAAGACAUCAGCCAGGACAACGACCGAACAGAGUUACACGCUUUAAACGUAAUAAAUGUACCUCCAUUCAGUAGAGUAAACCCUCGUAUAUGGUUUGCACAGGUGGAAGUGCAGUUUCAGCGUCGUAACAUUCGUUCACAACAAUCGAAAUACUCCUUUGUGCUUGGAAUUCUACCAACUUAGGUAGCAUCUGAGGUAUCAGACCUCAUAGACAACGUCCCUGUAUCAAAUGCCUACGACCAGUUGAAGCAGGCUAUUAUUCAACGUACCUCACUCUCGGAUGAAAAGAAGCUACAACAAUUGCUACAUGAGUGCGAGCUAGGUGACAAGUCACCUUCCCAAUUAUUACGCCACAUGAGGCAGUUGGCUGAACCUUUUAAGGUUGGUGAUAUAUUUCUGAGAGAAAUUUGGCUACAACGUUUACCAACAGUAGUCCGGCAAAUUCUCUGCGCUUCUAACCAAUCUUUAGACUUAGAGGUUCUAGCUAGCAUGGCUGAUAAAGUUCUAGAAGUAACGCCAGGCACAACACCCUACGUGCAGGCGAUAUCACAAACUUCGAGUGACACUAAAACUCCGAACAUAGCUUCCUUAACAGCUGAAUUAAGUGAUUUACGUACACAGCACGCACGCACAGUCGCCAGUCUUGAAAACAAGCUAGAUACAUUACAAUCAAUUAUUUCCAAUCUCACAUCUCGAAAGUCUCGCUCUAGUUUUCAGGGGACCAAGAACCGAGAUAACUCAAGAACAAAGAAAAAUGAUGACAUCUGUUGGUACCAUAGAAAGUAUGGUGACCAAGCUAGAAAGUGUGUUACGUCCUGUAAAUUUUUCAGGUCAUUUUCCUCGCCAAAAGAUGUCAACCAGGCAGUAGUACCGACAAAUGUUACAGGUCAUGCUACUAGUCACCUUUUCCACGUUCUCGACAAAACUUCAGGCUACAAAUUCUUAGUAGACACUGGAGCCGAAGUCAGUGUUAUCCCAGUUACGCUAGCCAAGAAACCUAUUUCUAAAUGUGGAAAAUAUUCAUUGAGAGCAGCUAAUAAAACUGAAAUAAAAACAUUUGGAGAACAACUCUUGACAUUAGAUUUGGGAAUUAGACGUCGACUAAACUGGGUGUUUAUUAUUGCUGAUGUCCGUCACCCUAUAUUAGGUGCAGACUUUUUAAGCUCCUAUAACUUAUUAGUCGAUGUUAAAAAACGAAAACUUAUCGAUUCGUGCACAAAACUUCAAGUUCAUGGAAUUCAGUCACACUAUCAUAUACAUAGUAUUAAAAUCGACACUCCAGUAAACGACGUAUUCGCCAAUAUUUUAUCUAAAUUUCCAAAGUUAACGAAACCAGAUUACAGCGAAAACACCAUCCAGCAUUCUGUGGUGCAUCGAAUUAUCACCAAAAACCAACCAGUUUCGGCACGUCCUCGUCGUUUACCACCGGACAAACUUGCAGUUGCAAAGGCCGAAUUUGAGCACAUGAUGCGACUAGGAAUAAUACGUCCGUCGAGUAGCUCCUGGGCAUCCCCACUCCACAUGGUACCUAAGAGGGAUCAGGAUUGGCGACCUUGUGGUGAUUAUCGAUCACUGAAUAACUUAACUUUACCAGAUCGUUACCCCAUUCCCCAUUUACACGAUUUUUCACUUACGUUACACGGUAAACAAAUUUUUUCUAAGAUCGACCUUGUGCGAGCGUACCAUCAAAUUCCAGUAGCAUCUGAAGAUGUAGCGAAAACAGCCAUCAUUACCCCAUUUGGUUUGUUUGAAUUUCUGAGAAUGCCAUUUCGAUUAAAGAACGCCGCACAGACUUUUCAACGAUUUAUGGAUGAAGUCACUAAAGGCCUAGAUUUUGUUUUCGUGUAUAUCGACGAUGUAUUAAUAGCCAGUAGUUCAUUUCACGAACAUAUUGAUCACCUACAUCAACUUUUCGAAAGAUUUCAGAGAUUCGGUAUAGUCAUUAACCCAUCCAAAUGCAUUUUCGGAGUCGAAGGCUUAGAAUUUUUGGGUCACUCGAUUGACAAACAUGGUAUCAAACCCUUAGACGCAAAAAUUGAAGCUAUCAAAAAUUUUCCAGAGCCAGACUCACUAAAUAAACUUCGACGUUUCUUGGGUAUGUUUAAUUUUUAUCGUCGGUUUAUCCCUCACUGCUCAGAUAUUCUACAACCCCUAACGGAGGCAUUAAAAGGCAAAGCCAAAAAGUUCACAUUAUCCUCCGAAGCGAAAGAUGCCUUUACUGCUGCUAAAACAGCGAUUGCUUCUACCACCAUGCUGACCUACCUCAGUCCUGAUCCAGAAGCAACACUAAUUUUGUGUACAGACGCUUCUCAGGCAGCGGUAGGCGCGGUGCUGCAACAAAGAGUAAAUAAUGAAGUCAAGCCACUUGCUUUCUUUUCGAAGAAGCUAGAACCGGCCCAAACCCGAUACAGCACGUUUGGCAGAGAAUUAUUAGCUGUUUAUCUAGCAGUUAAACAUUUUAAACACUUACUACAAGGUAGAGAUUUCGUAAUCUUCACUGAUCACAAACCUUUGACUUACGCUUUCAAUGCCAAAAGUGAUCGUUAUUCUCCUAGAGAAACUCGACAGUUAGAUUACAUUUCUCAAUUUUCUACCAACAUACAGUUCAUAAAAGGUGAGUCAAAUGUUGUGGCAGAUACUUUGUCACGUUUCGACAUUGAUGCUAUUUGCUCCACUAAAGGAAUUGAUUUGUUGGACAUUGCACGCUUACAGCGUGCACGCUUUCAGCAUGUCCACGUUGAUUUAGUUGGUCCUUUACCCCCAUCUAACGGAUUUACUUACAUCUUUACUGCAGUGGACCGUUUUACCAGAUGGCCAAUAGCAUGUCCAAUAAAAGAUAUCUCAGCAGAAAAUAUUGCUGCCGUGUUUCUUGACAGAUGGAUUUCUAAUUUCGGUGUACCUUCUACCGUUACUUCCGACAGAGGUUCACAAUUCCAAUCGCACCUCUUCAACGAAUUUACGCGCAUCUUGGGAAUCCAUCACAUCACUACAACUGCAUACCAUCCAGCAGCAAAUGGACUAGUGGAACGAUUCCACAGACAACUCAAAAGCUCAUUGAUGGUACAGCCUGAUGUAACUAGAUGGAGUGAAUUCCUACCUCUCAUAUUAUUGAGCAUACGCUCGACAAUUAAGGAAGAUCUACAAUGUACACCUGCUCAGCUAGUUUAUGGAACUAAUUUAACCUUACCUGGUCAACUAGUCACGCAUAAAGGCACUUCUGUAUGUACAGACCCCUCCUCCUUUUGCGAAAGACUAAUGAGCCACAUGAAUAGCAUUAAGCCUGUUGCACCUCGACCAGUCUUCUUAAAAGAGCAAAUUAGCAAGCAUCUAAACACAUGUAAAUUUGUGUUUGUCCGUGUCGACUCAGUAAGACGUCCUUUACAACACCCUUAUGAAGGACCUUAUGAAGUAGUAGACAGGCAAGCAAAAUAUUUCACAAUCAAGAAGAAUGGGAAAAAGGAAACAGUUGCAAUUGACAGGUUAAAACCCGCUUUCAUAGAGUCUGAAACACAUAACAGUCGAAAGCCUUCUAAAGACAACAACUGCACAACACAGCUUCCUGCGUUUCCAGCUAAUUCUUCACCUACUUCUGUGAAAUCGCCAACUCAAACAAUGUGUGAUGCUAAUGUUAUGGCUCCUACAAACUUAGUUCCUAAUUCCACUACCUUACCUAUUUCAAAAACCACUCGUACAGGAAGACAGGUACAUAUUCCUAAACGUUAUGCUGAAUUCAUUACUAAAUCUUCCUUCGAUCAUAUUCUGUAAUGUGAGUAAAUACCCAUAUGCUAAGAGUUACUCAUGACAUAUUUUAACUAUAAGUGUAUGCGUUUUACAUGACGCUCAUUAUUAACUGUAACGUUACCCAACUUAGUUGUAUUUGUUCAUUUUAUAAUUGAUCGUUUACAUUGAUAUAUACAAAUAUUAAAAAUUUUUCCGGUAAUAUAUCAAUUUAAUUAACGUUAUUAUAAAUAACACUAUUAUUUUUAUUAUACGUUCAAUUAUCUUUGUUAAAUAUUUUUAAAUACAUUAAAAAUAAUAAACACAAAAUUUUUUUUUUCUAACCACACAAAAACAUUUUGUUUCAUAAGUAUAUAUACUUAUUAAAAUUUUUUUUGAUAACCUCUAUUUAUUCUUUCCUUUGUUGUGUAAUAAUUUUUUUUCCCUCCAAAGCACUUAGAAUUUACGUCGGGCAUACCACCACCGACGCAUGCCCUAGAGGGGGAGUUAUAUAGUGACAUUUAUGUCUAGUGAUUUUUUGUAACAACAAAUUAAAGGUCACAUAUUUUUCCUAGUUGUCACACUUUUUAUGUAAUCACACUCAUAUUCGAUAUUUAUUGUUUUUCUGUAUCAAUGGUAAAGAAACGAAUACUUUUGUUUGGUUAUAUAUAACACUUCUUCACUACCGCGCUUCUUAAAAUAUAAGCGUUGUAUCCGCCGUCUAUUCUUCUGCUUUAACGGCCACGGCCUUUGAUUGAAGAUUAUAAUAGUAUUAUAACAUCUUUUUAGACCAUUCCACACUACGUUGGUGUUUUGGCCCGGAUCAUUACUGAAUAAUACUACUGGAUCUAAUCUUCUCCAUUUUGCUGUUGGUGCCAUCACGUGCAGAGGAAUCUUUGUUAACCAAGUGAACUUAUUUGUGGUUGUUAUCUCAGAAAGCAGCUUACAAGUAACAUUCAUUUCAUAACACUGUUACCAUUUUGUUGCUCAAUAUACCUUUUUAUAAUUU